This is a messenger RNA of Gasterosteus aculeatus aculeatus (three-spined stickleback), 2476 nucleotides long. NCBI's taxonomy places the organism in Eukaryota, Metazoa, Chordata, Actinopteri, Perciformes, Gasterosteidae. The record is from RefSeq and is a predicted model, not a curated record.
GGGGGCUCGAGGAGGAGGCUGGCAGCGAGGAGCAGAGCAGCUCUCACACUUUCUGUCACACUGAAGCAGCUCCGAUCCCGACAGAAAUCAAAGAGCUGCGUUUGAGCGUCAGGAUCGGCUUGGACGAUGGACGCGGAGGAGCUCACGGAUGAGGAGAAGGAGAUCAUCAACAGCGUGCUGGCCCGCGCGGCCGUGAUGGAGGCCACGGAGCACCAGAGGAUCCAGCGUCUCUCCAGCCGCCUGGAGGACAUCCGGAGGACGGCGCGGGGGGACGGCCGGUCGCACUGUCUGCUCUGCGGGGCGUCCUUGGGUCCGCAGGGGGUCACGGCGGCGCUCUGCGUGCGGUGCAAUAAACACAUGUGCAGCCAAUGUGGGAUCAACGGCAGCAGCAGGACGAGUCCUGUGUGGCUGUGCAGGAUCUGCAAUGAGCAGCAAGAGGUACAGAAGCGCUCUGGAGCUUGGUUCUUCAAGGGAAGAGUCCAGCAGGCUCUGCCCGACCCGCUGCCUCUGUCCGGGCCGCCGCAGUCCGGCACCGAGGACGGUUCUGGUCCCCGGGAGCCUCAUCGGGGAUACGGUGCGACAAUGAACACGUGUACUCUUGAGACGGCCAGGACAACAGCCGAGGGCCAUGACGAGGGUCCUUCCUGUCCCGCCGUGGGGACGGAAACCGAGAGACCCGCCUCCAAACCACCCGGAGCCAACGCACAGCAGGUGGCCCUCGCCUCAGGUGUGGAAAACAAACGCCCCGGGAGGGAGGAGACGGCGUGGCCUCCAGCUGCAGAGGAGAAGAGACCACCGCGUGUUCCCGCCACCAGAACCGAUCCACCGGGCAACGGCACGGCCCCCCCGCAGCCCCCACCGGACCGGACGGAGGACUCGGACGACUCGGACGACUCCACCACUCUGGGAUCUCUGGAGUUCAGCCUCCUGUACGACCAGGAGCACCACGCCCUGCACUGCUGCAUCGCCAGGGCCAAGGGUUUAAAGCCGAUGGACUCCAACGGGCUCGCCGACCCGUACGUGAAGCUGCACCUCCUACCCGGAGCCAGUAAGUCCAACAAGCUUCGCACCAAGACCCUGAAAACCACCCUGAACCCGGCGUGGAACGAGACCCUGGUCUACCACGGCAUCACCGACGACGAGAUGUCCCGCAAGACUCUCCGGCUUUCGGUGAGCGACGAGGACAAAUUCGGACACAACGAGUUCAUCGGGGAGACGCGGGUCGCUCUGAAGAAACUGAAGUUCAACCAGAAGAAGAACUUCAGUGUGUGUUUGGAGCGAGUCGUCCCGGUGAAGAAGGCGGUCGGAGGGUCGGUCCGGGGCAUGGCGCUCUACGAGGACGACGCCAACGAAGCUGAGGAUUCAGAGGAGAGGGGUCGCAUCCUGGUGUCGUUGACCUACAGCAGCCAGCAGGGUCGCCUGAUCGUGGGCGUCGUGCGCUGCGCUCACCUCGCCGCCAUGGACUCCAACGGGUACUCCGACCCGUUUGUCAAAAUAUGUCUGAAACCAGAUAUGGGGAAGAAAGCUAAAAACAAGACCCAGAUCAAAAAGAAGACCCUCAAUCCAGAGUUUAAUGAGGAGUUUGGUUAUGAAAUAAAGCACGGUGAAUUAGCCAAGAAAACCCUUGACAUCUCGGUGUGGGACUACGACAUGGGGAAGUCCAACGAUUUCAUUGGAGGAUGCCAGCUGGGCAUCCAGGCCAAAGGGGAGUGUUUGAAACACUGGUACGAGUGCCUCAAGAACAAAGACAAGAAGAUCGAGCGCUGGCACGUCCUGCUGAAUGACAACAGCGCGCAGUUUGAGGAUUAACGCGCCUCCCCUCCGCUCCUCCGGCCAUCGUGUUGUCCAAUGUUGUCUUCCUGUGACGGUAGACGGAAACCAUCCUCCAUCUUCUACGUAGUUUGUCCCCAAAGUUGCGAUGUGCACGCUACAUUGUCCGCCAGCUUUCAGGUGACCAACAUGGAUGUCGACCUCGGGGCUCUUUUCACGACUGAACUUUUUUUCAAUGUUGUUAUCAAACCAUAAAGUGUAUCAUGUAAUAAAUGAAGCGUACCUGACUAUGAUUGAAUGGAGGCGUUACGGAGACGAUACAGCCCCCUGUUAUCAUUGUCGUUAACACAGUAUGUUGUAAUGAAUAGUGCCUGCGGGCUCGGACCCAUCACAGGAAAUCCCCCCUUUCUCCUGACCUCGUGUUGAUCCGUGUGCAUGGGAUCAUGUCACGCGUGUCAGCUGACCUGUGUUAUUGUACAUCACACAUUAAAUAUUAAGAGGGACGAUGGCAGAUGUUUGAUGUGAACAAACUCAUUUCAUGUUGUUGUUGAUGUUUAAUGUCUUCACCUGUGCAUGUGUGAGCUUCUUGGAUUAAGCAACGUCCCCAAAAAAUGCAUUAAAAAUAUUAAAUGAUGGCGGGUUCACAAUGAUGCACGUCAUAUUGUAGCGUCCACAUGGCUGAUGAAUAAAGACAUCGUGGCACUUA